AACCCUUGGGUUCUGCAGGUGGAAUGAGAUGUGUUGUCUAGACGCGUUGUCUUGAUCGUUGAGUAACCCGAGGAAUCUCCAGGAUGUAAAAAAAUGAAAGACAAUGAAGUUCAAGAGAUAAAAUGCUUCAUUUUGUUUGAGAAUUUAUUGGUGAUUGGUAUAAGUGCUUUUCCUCAUUUAAACUCGAUCAUCCAUAGAGAAUCAUCACCAUGACUUAACAACGAAGCCCGCUCAAAUCUGAGUAGCAGCGGCGGAGAUCUUCCUUCUCCAUGCAUGUUGCGUUGAGCUUCCGGUGAGACAUAUUAACCGAACAGAAUUCAGAACCCCAGUUUCUUUAAUUAGUUCUAUAGAUAGAAAAGAGUAGAAAAAAAAGAUACACAACAAUCUAUGAACUGAGAUCUACUCCGAACAAAGAAAAUUUUACUAUCCAUAUGAAACAAGAUGAUUCAGAUGAAGAACAAAAUAUAUUUUACAAACUGAUAGGAGAUCAGAGUAAAAGAAAAAAACAAUGCUUUCACUUUAUGAAAAAUACAUAGAAUUGAGAGAAAGAAAAGAAACCCCAAAUCACUCGAUGACGACAAAAUAAUGAGAGAAACCCCAAAUAUAAUUUAACACAUAUCUUUACAAAUCUUUUUAUUAUCCUUUUAAUUUAUUUCCAAAUCUUUUGCAAAUCUAAAGAAAUCAUGUCUGUCAGUUAGUUAUUGUAUGUACCCUACCACAGAAAAAUCGAUUGAAUAAUCACUAAGGACACUAUCGUCAUUAAACUCCAUCCACCAACCUUAUGUUUUAAUGUUUUUGGUAGAUACUUAAUUUCACACUCUUCCUUUGUUUUCUACCAAAUUAGCUCAAAAUAUUUUUUAAAAUUAUAUAAUUUUAAAUACAAAUUUAUAAUUUAUAUUAUUUUUAUCAAAAAUAAUUAAUAUAUAAUAAAAAUAAUUAUUUUAUUAUAUUUAAUAUUAUCCGCGGAUCCCCAUGGAUUCAUUGUUUAAAAAAGAUACUAAGUCCAUGAUUAUCACCGGGAUCUUAGGUGGGUUGUUAGGGGAUUUAAGAAUUAAAAAAAAGAAAAAUAACAAUUAACUUAAGCAACGUAGGGCACAAGAUACGCUUCUUAGAAACACGUGUCGCGUUGAGAAUGGAGAAAAAAAAAUCAGUUUCAAGUCACGAAGAAAACCAUCUGUUGCUUUCCUCCACGACGAAGAAAAUCGUCGGCUUCGUCGAUGGCUCCACUCGAAGCAAAUCGUCGAUGGCUUUCCUCGGUGGCUAUCCUCGACGAAGCAAAUCGUCGACUUUUCCGGAGUUCCAGUCGACGCCGUCCGGUUUGAGAUGUGACUGCUGCGAGAUCACCGGCGUGGAUGCCAAGAUGAAAGGUUCUCAUUACCCCUCAUCCCACCACCACCACCAACGAGUUCACCAUGGCUUCUAUAGUGCUUACCACAAUUCAACGGUUAGGCCUGCACCAACGAAACAAGCGGGAGGAUCAAGUCUGUGAGGAGGAAGAAGAAAGUGAGUCACAGUGUUUGUUGCCUCCUCCUAGGAAAGGAGGGAUGUCGAGGAGUACUGACAAGAUUAAGAGGACUGUGCAGUGGACUGAUAACAAAGGAGACAAUCUUGCUGAGGUUUUAGUUUAUGAACCAAGUGAAGUAAGCGAUUCAGAUGCUUGCAUCUGCACCAUUAUCAACCAGUAUUUGUGAGAGGAUAAGCGAAUGGACAUCACCAAUCACGAAAUUUCAGAUUUUUUUGCUCAGGACUUCUGACAAGAAGCCAGUCCAAAAGAGGGAUUGUCACAUAUCAGUUACAGGAGUGAGAGAGUAUAUAAAUUAUAGAUUACUGCUGUAUUGAUCAAUAGAGGCUGAUCCAAAUGGUAACAUAUUGACAGUUCCUUGAAGACUCUAUACAAAACUGAAUUUUUUUUUUU
Brassica napus (rape) is the source of this 1915-nucleotide messenger RNA. RefSeq lists its product as uncharacterized. The transcript is spliced from 4 exons. The record is from RefSeq and is a predicted model, not a curated record. The coding region runs from base 1413 to 1691 and encodes 92 amino acids. Lineage: Eukaryota; Viridiplantae; Streptophyta; Magnoliopsida; Brassicales; Brassicaceae.